UAUAGAUACCUAUUAGUUUACAAGGAUUUUUGUACUUUUAUCAAAUAUUUAAAUAUUAUUGAAAUUAUCUAAUUUGGAAUCAUUAUAAUGGAUGCUCUAAAUCUAGCUUCUGGCGACAGCACUUCAUUAUCUCCAAGACAUGUUCAUGAAGAAGUUGAAAAAUUAGAAGAUAUGGGGCUAAUGCCAGAAAGUAUUGAUAAAAAAUCAUCAGAUCAAAAUGAAAUUAUACCCGAUAUGAUGGACAAAAAUGAAUUGAAAUUAAAAGAAAGAAUUAAACAAUGUCGAGAGAUAAUAGAAUCUUUAAAAUUAGAGUUAAAAGAAGAAAAGGCUAAAUUAGGAAAUAGCAAAAAUUAUCAAAAUUCACCUGUUUUGGAAUUUACGCAUUUUCACCCGACGGCAUGUCGAGAUGUCCCUUUAGCUGAUAUUUAUACAGAAGAUUUUUUAAGUCCAACAAAUGUUUAUGAAAAUUGUGUGGAUAAUAAAUUGAAAUGCGAUGAAAAUCUUAUGGAAUAUGAAAAACAGUUGCAAAAGUACCAGAAUACAUUGAAUUUGGCUCAGUUAGAAAAGAAAAAUAUUAUCAGAAAACAAAUGCUGGCUAAGGCUUAUAGACUUAAAAUAUUAGAAAUAGAGAAUCAAUGUAAUAUUGAAUUAUUGCGAGUAAAACAAAUUUUACAAUGUUUAGAGCCAUUGCAAAUGAUUGCCAAUAAAUGGAAAUGUAAUACAGAUUACUCUUCUCAUGAUAUAAAUAAUUUUGAGUUGAUCCCCAGAUAUUCAGAAUUGAGCGCUGUCUCUGCAAGCGAUAUAUCUUCUUUUAAAGACGACUCUAAUAACAUUAAAGUGACCCCCAGAAAACAUGUACACGACGAUCCUACAUCCUCUCAUUGUUGAUUUAACAAUGUUAUAAAU
This is a messenger RNA of Galleria mellonella (greater wax moth), 906 nucleotides long. RefSeq lists its product as uncharacterized. Lineage: Eukaryota; Metazoa; Arthropoda; Insecta; Lepidoptera; Pyralidae. The record is from RefSeq and is a predicted model, not a curated record. Bases 88 to 888 code for a protein of 266 amino acids. The transcript has a single exon.